CUAAACUUCUUCUCUUCUCGUAUUUAUAGGCCACCAUCUUGAUCUGCAUUUGAAUUCGACUUGAGCAUUUUGCCUUCUUGAAUUCAAAUCGAGCAGUUAUCUUUGUCUUCCUUACUUGUCCCACGUUUUGAACAAAGUAGUUAACUAACACUUUUCCCUUGUACCUCUCCUUUCAACUGCCUUUGUCAUAAUUCAAUUGCGGGUUUCUCGAAUCAUUGUCAACUUGUCACGCGUCCAUGACUACAAUCUGCGUCUAUUCGACCUGUCAACUGGUCCAUUGUUCGAUCCUUCUCCACGUGUCCUUAGUCCUUUCUUGCCAUCUGUAGUAGGAGUAUGACUUAAACUGGUCAAUAGUGGUGUAAAAAAUGCCCCUUAUUUACCUGAGUUAAAAAUUAACUCUGGUAAAUAUAUCCCUUAAACUCAUCGUCUAUAUAAAGCGUAGCAGUUCAAAAUUUAGGGCACCAAAAUCAUCUGCAGUGAACGAAACAACCAGACAUGGCUCCAAGAUCUAAGUCUUUGAAAUCACUCUCCGAAACUUCAACUGCAACACCAGAAGAAGCUGAAGUUCCUCGCUUCCCAGAUCAUUUCAGAGAUCAGGCAAGUCAUAAUUCUCAAAUUUUUAUUAGCGAGGAACAGAGUUCAAAUCACAUUUUGGGACCCGUUUUCCCUUUAGUGGUUCCAGAUGGGUUCUCAACUAUUUAUCCCGUAAUGGAAUGUGAUCCUCUCCUUUUACAAGGAUCAUCCCUUGAGUGGUCGGGAUGGGAUAGAGGCUCAUUUCUCCGGUCUUGGCCUUCCACCGUUGAACCAAAUUGGGUUCUUUGGGUAAAACGCAUGACCAAAUUUGUAUAUGAGGACUGGAAGAAGAUGGGUAUUCGUGAAACUAUUGAACUCUCUCAAUACCCUUUAGAGUUUAACCCUCGCUUACUAGCCGCUGCUGCUUGUUUUUGGUCAAAAUCCUCUAAUACUUUGAUUCUGUCAAGCGGACUAGUAUCGCCAACCAUUUUAGAUAUUGUACACCUAACAGGCCUUCCGUCGGUAGGCCUAGAUGUGAAUGCAUUGCUAACUCCUGAUGCUUACGACCCCCCUUUUGUUUUAACGACAAACAAAGGGCUCAGUUUUUCGACUUGGCUGGAUACAUAUUUUAUGCCAAGAGCAUCUGCUACACCUUCUCUCAAUGAGAAAAUUGCCUUUUAUUUGUUUUGGAUUUGUAGAUUUCUUCUGGCAGUCCCUGGUUUUAGAGUAACCAAAGAAUACCUCAAUCUUGCUAUCUGUUUGGCACAAGGCAAGAAACUAGCUCUAGCUCCCUUUGUUCUUGGAACCCUUUACAAAGGAAUGUUCACUUUUGUUGAUAAAAAGAUAGCAGAUUCCUGCGGUGGUCCCUUUUGGAUUUUCCAAGCUUGGCUUUAUGCAUAUUUUCCACAAAUCAAACCCAAAUCAGAGAAUGCUCUCAGGGCUGGUGAUGACAGAAAAACCUGUCGUAGUUAUGCUGAAUACCUCUUAGGAUUUGAAACCUACGGAGAAGAUUCAUCCUUUCAAAGGUAUUUUGCAUUUUUCUACGAAGAUAAGAAGGAGAACUGGCCUGUAUUUACCCCUUUCAGUCAGUUUGAGUAUGCAUCAAAAGAUGUAAAACAGUAUUUUGAAGACAAGACACCUCCAUCUGUCUCAUCUUCGACCAACUGUGCAGAAGACAAACGACUCUUUUGGGCAAGCAUCCUUAUUCCAAGGCUCAUCCCAGUUGGUUUUGCUUUGAAUAGCACCCCUUUUAGGAAUUGUAGUUUUGAGAGCUAUUCCCCUUGUCAAUUUGCUAGACAGGUUGGGUUAAUUCAAGGUAUCCCCCUGCCUUUUAUUCAUCCAGAAAUUAUUGAAAUAGCUCCAAAUAGACCUUCUCUCAAGUUGAAAGAUACAAAAAUCAUUACUUCAAUGGUGAACAACUUCCAUCAAAGGGUUCAUGAAUUUCAGCUUCAAGAUUUCAAAGCUGUCACUGGGACUACUUCCUCUUUUGAUAAUUGGUGGUCUAUCAUGAGAGCGAUUUAUUUCACCUUCCCCCUUCAAGAUUGUUUGUACAGGUUUGACCCAGAAUUCAAAGCCUUACAGGACAAAGCAGAUGCAGUAGCUCAAACAUCUGAGGACGGCUCAAAAGCCAUUAUUCCUCAUGCAGAAGACGUCAUUCCUAUAUCCUCAGUCCCCAAUGAGAAGAACUACAAGAGGAAAGGAAAGAUAACUUCAAAGAAGUCAAUAACAGCAAAUGAGCACACCAAAUCACCCCAAAAAGCUGCAUCGGCUGGUCGAAUUCAAACUAGGCCCAAAAGGUCUACCAUUUCUGAUAAGCCUAAGAAGGGGCCAGCACAAACUAGUCCUUCAGGACCUCUUGCAAAGUCAAAAUUAGACAGGCUGACCGACUCCUUGGUUGCAAAGAAAUGCCUUUCCAAGAAAACCAAAAGAACACAAAUCGUGAAUGCAUUUGAAGAAGAAGAAGAAGAUACCUCAAGGUCUUCCAAAAUCCAGAAAACUUCUUCAUUUAAAAAAGAGACUGAUGUCACUGAGAAGGAAAUUGAUUCCUUUGUCUACCAGGACACUACAUCCUUUGACCCUUUGACUCAGGACACUGAGAAGCUAAUGCAUGCAACCAACACUCCAGAUCCUGUUUCUAUAGAUCAAAUCUCUAAAAAUGAGCAGUUUGACAAUCCUUUGCUGGGAAAAGACAUAUCAAACACUGUUGAACACAUUCAAAAUGAUUUGGCUUUUCCCAAAGAUGAACUAGUAUUGCCAGAUCCUGGGAAACAAGUGAUCUUGAGUCCAACUCCCAACCGACCAACAGGUGAUCCACCAAAUCCUUUGGGAGCUCGAACAAAGGCUGAACCUAUAUCUGAAGGCAUGGAAGAAUGCCAAGAUGCCUUGACAGUUAACAUUCCUAGCCAACCCAUCAUCAUGGACACAAAAGAUGUUGCUUCUAGUCCUGGGAAUCCAAAUGACAAAAUGUUAUCUCCUCAGCCCAUUCUCAAAACUAUUACUGUGGGAACCCACCUUAUGGCAUCUCCACAAUCAGUAAAUAGAGUGGAUAAAUCUUUUGCCAAGGAAAACAGUUCAUUUCAAACCAAGUCAUCAAGUGAAGAUUUAGAUCGACUACUGGAUGAAGUCAAAUCUGCUUCGCAAGCUUUUCUAUCCCUAACUCAAAUUCCUGAAUCGAGAACUCCUCUUAUGUUUGCUCAGUUUAGUAACGAGACUCAGGAAGAAAUCAAUAAGUUUUUCGACCAUCUAAAAGCUCCUUUUGAUCAGAUGGUAAUGGGGGGACCUGCAACUUUUGUGGACUGUGUCAAUAAGCUAGUCCAAAGGCACGUGUUCCCUCUCAAAGAGCAGAUAGUGCUGGAAAAUUUUUCAUCCUCGCUAGAUGAUACCAUCAGUUUAUUCCGAUAUCAUGAGGAGGAAAUUAACCAAAAGCAGAAGCUGAUUGAUCAACUUUCUGGGAUUUCUAUCAAGCUGACAACAGUGCAUGAUGAUCUGUUGACUUUGAAGUCAGAACUCCUUGCAAUCGAUCAAGAAGAAGAAAAGCUUCUCCUUCGACUGGAUCAACUUCGAUCCAAAAGGAAUAUUCUCUUAACAGAAAAGGAUCGAUAUACCCAGGAUUUCAAACACCUUUCAGAUGAAGGGAGAGGUGUCUAUGCCCAGGCUUCUGUUGCUCGUGCUGAUCUACAAAGAAACAGCCUCAAACGAGAUGAAAUUCUGGCUAAGUGGGCCACGUUCAAAUCUUUUUUCACCCAUGCUCAGCCUUAAUAUUUGCAGCAAGCUUUUCUGUAAUUUAUUCUGCAGACAGUAUCUUUGUGACUAGAUUUUGACUCUAGCUUAAGACUUUAAUUCCGUCUUCAAGUUUGCCAAAAUACUUUGUUUUAU
This is a messenger RNA of Rhododendron vialii, 3888 nucleotides long. RefSeq lists its product as uncharacterized. Bases 496 to 3771 code for a protein of 1091 amino acids. Gene Ontology annotation, biological process: meristem maintenance; meristem development. Lineage: Eukaryota; Viridiplantae; Streptophyta; Magnoliopsida; Ericales; Ericaceae. The transcript has 4 exons. The record is from RefSeq and is a predicted model, not a curated record.